CUCUCUCCAUGUAAGGGUCUUGCUGAAAUCUUGACCUCACAUACAGACAAGGAAGGAAAAAAAGAAGACUGAAGGAUCUGUAUUGCAAUUAAACACCCAUAUCAUGGCUGACGUGGAGGAGAAAGCAUUUAUAUGCCUGGAAUGUGGGAAGAGUUUCACUUGGAGGUGUGAUCUGAAGCGACAUCAAAGGACUCACACAGGGGAGAAACCAUAUACAUGCCUGGAGUGUGGAAAGAGCUUCGCUCAGAGAUCAUUUCUACGUUUACAUCAAAGGAUUCACACUGGGGAGAAACCCUAUACAUGCCUGGAGUGUGGAAAGAGCUUCACUCACAGUUCAAAUCUACAUUCACAUCAAAGGAUUCACACUGGGGAGAAACCCUAUACAUGCCUGGAGUGUGGGCAGAGCUUCACUCAGAGUUCAGGUCUACGAUUACAUCAAAGGAUUCACACGGGAGAGAAACCCUAUACAUGCAUGGAGUGUGGGCAGAGCUUCUCUCAGAGUUCAAUUCUACGUUCACAUCAAAGGAUUCACACUGGGGAGAAACCCUAUACAUGCCUGGAGUGUGGAAAGAGCUUCACUCACAGUUCAAAUCUACAUUCACAUCAAAGGAUUCACACCGGGGAGAAACCCUAUACAUGCCUGGAGUGUGGGCAGAGCUUCACUCAGAGUUCAGGUCUACGAUUACAUCAAAGGACUCACACUGGGGAGAAACCCUAUACAUGCCUGGAGUGCGGGCAGAGCUUCAUUACAAGUGGAAGUCUACGCUCACACCAAAGGACUCACACUCGGGAGAAACCCUAUACAUGCCUGGAGUGUGGAAAGAGCUUCACUCAGAGUGGAAGUCUACGUUCACAUCAAAGGAUUCACACUGGGGAGAAACCCUAUACAUGCCUGGAGUGCGGGCAGAGCUUCACUCAGAGUGCACAUCUACGUUCACAUCAAAGGACUCACACUGGGGAGAAACCCUAUAAACACAUGGUGUGUGGGAAAAGCUUCUCUGAGAGUAGAAAUCAACAUAGACAUGGAAUCCACACUGGAGAGAACAGUGGUGUUUGACCCCAAAGAGAGUUUCCCAGAUAGAGCUUUCCAGACUUUUCAUGUUGGUGAAACACUUUUUAGACAUGCAUCAUUUUGUGACACAGUAAUUUAGUUUAACUAGCAAACCAGAGGUUAAACAACCUCAUAUAAGAUAUUCAAUAUAAUACUAUAUUAUAUAAUACUAGCUGUACCCAGCCACGUGUUGCUGUGGCCCAUUUUGGAGAAAUAGGAAAGAAAGAAAAGAGGAAGAGCUGGUUUCUAAUCUAUCAAUACACAACUGAAGUGGCAAAGUGUCAACGUAAUAUAGGCGCAUUUCCAACUCCUUGAGGCCAAAGGGUUAUAUGGAUGUGUGGAAGGGCUCUGCGUUGCCUGAGUCUACACUGCCAUAUAACCCAGUUCAA
Messenger RNA from Anolis sagrei ordinatus, 1440 nucleotides. Lineage: Eukaryota; Metazoa; Chordata; Lepidosauria; Squamata; Anolidae. The record is from RefSeq and is a predicted model, not a curated record.